UCAGUUUCAUAGGGACAAAUCUGCUGACAGAUGUCCCUUUAAAAUGUUACUUUAAUUGUAAAUUUCCACUGAAGGAAGAGAGUCACUGUGACUAGAGGUCCUCUGCGAUGGACUUGCUGCCACCAUGCAUUCUAUAGUCCUAGUAUUAAAAAGGACCUAAAACUUUGCGGAAGCCACGAAGGUGCAAUGUUUCUCAGAGCACUCUGCACCCUCAGGUUUCAUCUUUUCUGCUUGGAUUUUCCAGAAGGCAUGCAUAGAAAGUAUUUGGGAUCCAAACACGGUAGAAAAGCCAAACAGAGCCGAUGAAUCCCAAAGGUGCGGAAAGCUACGAGAAACGCUGCUGAAGCUUUGUUUUGGUCUCCGUUAAAUGACACUCGUCCAUGGACAUUUCAUUGCAGAGGAAAUGAGGGAUAACAGCAGGUUGACGUGAAUAGCCUGACUCGGAGCAGGUUUAUUUUAAGGUGGGGCGGUCCAGACCCCUUCUGCAUGCUGUGGAUUGUCUAUGUACAGAUUUCUUCCAUUAACUUCAGUGGACUGAAAUAUUUUGUGGACUUACUCGCAGAUUUGUUGGGAAUGUCAUCAAGCAUGAAUUUACCCUGUACACGCAGCCAAGGUUCCAGUGGUGGGACCCACACCUAUCAAGCAAUGUACCAAUAAAAUGUGGAGACAUCUCAAUUUCUUUCUCAAUGGAGGAAUGGGACUAUAUUGAAGAACACAAGGACCUUUAUAAGGAUGUGAUGGUUAAAAAUCACCAGUCCAUCAGUGCGGUGACAGUGCGAUCCAAUCUGAGCUCAGAUUUGAAAGAAGACGAUGUAGAUUGUGUAUCAAUUAAAGAUGGAGCUGAAGAUGUUGGAAAUAAAGAGGAUGUUGAGUCCCCAGAACUUUCUACACAGAGUCUUCUAGGUGACGUGAAUGACAACACACAGAAUGUUGAACCAGUGGAGAAGACUCCGAAGGAAAGUGAGGAGGAAGAAGAAAUCAUUGAUGUCACAGAUCAUUCUGUGGUCAGGGGAACAUUAGAAGAAUCCCACCAAGAAGUUUGUCUGGAAGGAGAAACUUUGCACACAACCUAUGUGCCUCAAGAGUUACAAAGAGAAGGUUUCACUAAUAAUUUCUCCAAUGACUAUGAUGUGGUAAAUCUUAUUUCUGACUCUGUCUCUGAUAAACCUAAACCAUUCUCUCUGAGCGAGAACUUCCACCCGGAGAACAGUGCAUCCUGGGAAAACGUCCAUAUCGUGAGGAGAAAAAGCCGAAAACAAGACUUGCAUUCCAAAAUUGAUUACCUAGGGUACGAACCACUAAAUGAGGACCAUCUGGAUGGGUUUGACAACGGCUUUCCUUGUGUCACUUUACACCAAGAAUCCUCAACGCCUUUUAUAUGUGGCGAAUGCGGAAGAUGUUUCAUCUCUGAGCUUUCCUUUACUGAGCACAUGAAGGAACAUUCCAAAGAAAAGCCCCAUAGAUGCUAUGAAUGCGGGAGAGAGUUUGAGUACAGAUCUCGACUGAUUGUCCACCAGAGGACACACAACGGGGAGAAGCCUCAUAAAUGUGAAUUAUGCGGGAAGGACUUCAACUACAGGUCUCGCCUUCUCGUACAUCAGAGGAAACACACGGGAGUGAAGCCUCAUAAGUGUAACCAGUGCGGCAAACAGUUUGACUACAAAUCCCAUCUCUUCAGACAUCAAAGAACACACACAUGAAGUGGAAGUGCCCCUCACCGGCCAGAAUUGUUACUAAGCAGGGGGUCACUCCUUUGUUUCUUCUCGUACAGGACACUGCUAUCGGAAUACGCCAGGUAUAUGCGCAAGUGCAGAUACACAAUGUGUGCUGUUUUCCUGCAGGCAGUGGAAGAUGGCUGCCAGCGCAAUUCAUGAGGUUUGAUUGCAAUUUGGGAAGAAUGGACUAAGAGAUCUGAUGUAGGAGAAGUCCUGCAGCCUUUAAUGACAGGCCAUGCUGACUGCCGUCACUAAUGCUAAAAGUUUUUUAGCCCGGUGUUGCAAACCCAUCAAUCUGUUGAUUGACGUCCCACCUUUCACAUGUGCAGUUGCCUAAAUACAAUGUGAGAUGACCGUUUGCAGAACAAAGCAGCAGUAAUAAAGGAUGUACAAUAAGAGUGACUCCUUUGCAUAAAAGUACAACCCAGCGAAUAUAACAUAGUCGACAUAUGGAGGAUGGUGAAUGGUACAGGAAGGUGGAAUUAUAUCGGAUGUUGAAGAUGCUUGGACAAGUUUAAAUGCACAUGUUCAGCCAUAUAUGGCUUAUUCUUAAAGGGGUUUUCCUGGAUUUUGAUACUGAUGACCUGUCAUCAGUAUCUUAUCAGUGGGGGUCCGACACCU
Bufo gargarizans (Asiatic toad) is the source of this 2336-nucleotide messenger RNA. RefSeq names its product zinc finger protein 529 (gene ZNF529). The coding region runs from base 687 to 1700 and encodes 337 amino acids. NCBI's taxonomy places the organism in Eukaryota, Metazoa, Chordata, Amphibia, Anura, Bufonidae. The record is from RefSeq and is a predicted model, not a curated record. Gene Ontology annotation, biological process: regulation of transcription by RNA polymerase II. Gene Ontology annotation, molecular function: RNA polymerase II cis-regulatory region sequence-specific DNA binding; DNA-binding transcription factor activity. The transcript has 5 exons.